Amphiprion ocellaris (clown anemonefish) is the source of this 2418-nucleotide messenger RNA. RefSeq names its product glycine amidinotransferase (L-arginine:glycine amidinotransferase) (gene gatm). The transcript is spliced from 9 exons. Gene Ontology annotation, cellular component: mitochondrion. The coding region runs from base 94 to 1365 and encodes 423 amino acids. Gene Ontology annotation, molecular function: amidinotransferase activity. NCBI's taxonomy places the organism in Eukaryota, Metazoa, Chordata, Actinopteri, Pomacentridae. The record is from RefSeq and is a predicted model, not a curated record.
CCGAGCUGAGGCGUCUUCAUUCAUGAGCACACUGAGUCUGUGGAUCCUGCGAGGAGGCUUGAUUCUCACUGACACUCACUAUUAGAGCGGACAAUGCUGCGGGUCAGAUGUCUGAGAGGAGGUAGCAGAGGGGCCGAGGCUGCCCAUCUGAUCGGAGCCAUGCUCGGCCGGUCUCUCACCGGGUGGGUGCAGAGGGCCUUCCAGAGCACUUCGAGUGCAGCAGCUGCACAGCCACAACAUGCAUUCGUGGAGGAACACGUUACUGAACCUGUUCACCAGGAAUGCCCCGUCUGCAGCUACAAUGAAUGGGACCCCCUGGAGGAGGUGAUCGUGGGUCGGGCCGAAAACGCCCAUGUGCCUCCCUUCACCGUGGAAGUGAAAGCUAACACAUACGAGAAGUACUGGCCCUUCUACCAGAAGCAUGGGGGCCGGUCUUUUCCCGCGGACCACUUGAAAAAAGCAGUUGCUGAGAUUGAAGAAAUGUGCAAUAUUCUGAGCCACGAGGGCGUCACUGUGAGGAGGCCGGAGCCCAUCGACUGGUCCCUGGAAUACAAAACUCCAGACUUCACAUCAUCAGGAAUGUACGCCGCCAUGCCCAGAGACAUCCUCAUGGUUGUGGGAAAUGAGAUUAUCGAGGCUCCUAUGGCCUGGAGGGCUCGCUUCUUCGAGUACAGAGCCUACAGACCUUUGAUCAAGGAGUACUUCAAAAAAGGUGCAAAAUGGACCACUGCUCCCAAACCCACCAUGGCCGAUGAGCUGUACGAUCAGGACUACCCCAUCCGAACCGUGGAGGACAGACACAAGCUGGCUGCAGAGGGGAAGUUUGUGACCACGGAGCACGAGCCCUGCUUUGAUGCUGCUGAUUUCAUCCGAGCUGGAAGGGACCUUUUUGUCCAGAGGAGUCAGGUUACAAAUUAUAUGGGAAUUGAGUGGAUGCGGCGCCAUCUGGCCCCAGACUACAAGAUCCACAUAAUCUCAUUCAAGGACCCCAACCCCAUGCACAUCGAUGCCACUUUCAACAUCAUCGGGCCGGGACUGGUGCUGUCAAACCCUGAUCGUCCGUGUCGCCAGAUCGAAAUGUUCAAGAAGGCUGGAUGGACUAUUGUGAAACCUCCGACACCUCUGAUUCCUGAUGACCACCCACUGUGGAUGUCCUCCAAAUGGCUGUCCAUGAACGUCCUCAUGUUGGAUGAGAAGCGUGUCAUGGUCGAUGCCAACGAAGCCUCCAUUCAGAAAAUGUUUGAGAACCUCGGUAUCAAGACCAUAAAGGUGAACAUUCGCCAUGCCAACUCCCUGGGUGGUGGCUUCCACUGCUGGACAACUGAUGUCCGCCGCCGUGGUACCCUGCAGUCCUACUUCCACUAGCUUUGCCAGAAACAGGCAGUUUUUAUUGAGCUUUAAAAGUUAAAGCCUCAAUCCGGAAUCUUAAUUCACCUAUAAUGACCCUUUUUUUGUUGUUAUCCGUCAGUCUAGGAACAAAAAAUAAAGGGUAGAGGUUUGUUUUACAAAAAUUUACUGUUUGCAAAUGUCAAACCGUGUCUUAAAACAAGUAUAAACAUUUUUAAAAUGUGUAUUUGGGCGUCACCUGCAGAUUAUUCUUAAAACGUGUGCAUAAAGAGGAAGUCUUAACAUGACUAGUGGCACCAAAGUUGUUUUCCGGAUUGUGUCUUUAUGUCCUGAAUGAACAUUUGUGAAUUGUUUUGAUUUGACAUUGCUGUACAUCACAGUGCCUUUGCAAACAGCUUUGUUCAGAGAUAAAUAGUACAUACAGUAUAUGCUCAAAAGCAACAAAUGAAUAUCACUUUACUUCAAUCACUGAUCUCAAUAUUAACUGCAUUUCUGGCCUGGCUAUUGUGAAGCAUUUAUGGCUCGUACAUCUGGAAGCCGUAGCUCUGAGGACAAGGUACAAUUUGGUAUGUGAAUGUCACCGAACUAUAGGGCACAGGAGGAGAGAAACUUCCUCCUCACCAAAACUCAGAAACCACAUAUUUUUCCAAAAUAUUCUCUUUUUUUAUUUAAACACAUGAUGUAUAAAAGUAUAUGUAGGUCAUUAAACAAUUUUAACUUCUUAUCAGUAGUUUAAUUUUUUGUAAAGAUUUCAACUGAUCAAACAGAAAAAAAUAAAAUCUCUGUUUAUAUUUUUCAUACUCGUUAUUGGAUUUCCCGACAAUUUGUGUUGUUAUGUAUUUACUUAAAAAGUAUGCGGUCCAUAUCAGAUAUUGUACACCUUUUGCCUCUGCUGUUUUCUCCUAUUGCAAAUCUGGGCCAGUUAUAUGCUACUAGACGUUCUCACUGAACUGCUUGGCUGCUUUUGUGCACAAAAAGAAAAUGUCUUGAGUGGCUCAUCAGAGGAAUGCAAAGUGAAAAGUUUUGUAUUAUGCAGUGUUAUGAAAUGUAAUAAAAGGUGUGUGUGUGUCA